Messenger RNA from Pocillopora verrucosa, 4526 nucleotides. NCBI's taxonomy places the organism in Eukaryota, Metazoa, Cnidaria, Anthozoa, Scleractinia, Pocilloporidae. The record is from RefSeq and is a predicted model, not a curated record.
AUUGCUUGAUAAAGAUGGCGAGAAGACCUGUUAUUCAAGCUCUAGUGCUGUCGUUUUUAUUAGAACAUGUCAGCUGCCUGAAGUGCUCAUCAAACUACCCUCCAUAUUUUACCGGUUACUACAUGGAAGCCAGGGACUGCCCGGGAGCCACCUUAAGAAAUUCAACCCUUAACGAUCAGAAGCUGGUUUGCUGUAUCUUGGAUACUACACUUGUCCCAUCAGUCCCACAAAAUAUCAAUGUGUCUUUUGAAGCGUAUCUUAACUUGGUUGGAGAGACCACAAGGACAAGAGCAUUGUAUCCGUUUUACAUGGAAGCGUUGAAUAUUGCUAACAUGUCAAGUAAACAUAAAAUAGCAGCCUUCACUGCUCAAAUAUUGUAUCAAACAUCAGGAAUGCUAUAUUCAGAGGAAAAUUCCGAUGGAGAGAAGUAUAAAGGAAAAGAAAGCUUGGGAAAUACCAGAGCAUCUGAUGCCCGCAAAUACAUAAGUAGAGGAUUCCUUCCUCUGAUAGGAAAACACAUGUAUCAACUUGUGAAAACUUCACUCGAUAUAGAAAUCACACAAAAGCCAGAAAUGGUUGCGUUGCCAUCUGUUGGAUUUAGGGUCGCGGCAUGGCUUUGGUUGAAUGGUUAUAGCUCAGCUGAUAACAGCAGCUUGCCCACCGGAGAUUUAAGAAAACUCUACAAUGGAACUGAAUACAGCUUUGCGGAGUUAUCCAUGAAAAUUCAGGAAAGUAACAAUGGGAUUGAAAGUCUAUUUAGAUAUUGGAGGCAUGCGCUCAAGGUACUUGAUAUUCCAUGUCCACCGGAAGGGAACGGACCAAGAUGUUCAGUGGACAACAGAAAUGGCCGUUGCAAAUUAGUAAAAAGCUGUAAGGGUGAAUAUUCUGCAAGUGGUUGUCUUACACAGUCGCCUAUCACCUGCUGUCUUGAUUGUCAAAAUGCAAUCGAUUUGGUGUUUGUAUUGGAUUCUUCUGGUAGCGUCAAACCCACAAAUUUUCAAAUUGGACUCCAGUUUAUCAUAAAGGUGUGCCAGUAUUUCGACAUCUCUUACCCUCUUGGCACUCGAGUGGCUGUUAUCACAUACACCAACUCUCCAACGAUAAUAUUUCACUUUAACACCUUCAACAGAAAGCAAGACGUCCUUAAUGCAAUAGCAGCGAUACAAUAUCAAGGUAAUGGCACACGCACUGACUUAGCACUCUCAGAAGCCUACACAAAGCUGUUUGAAAACCCUGAAAAUGGUGUGAGACCCAAAGAAUUAGGUGUGCCAAGAGUGCUUGUUCUUCUCACCGACGGAAAAACUACCUCAGGAACGGACAGCAUCAUCCAGCCCUCUAACUUACUCCGAAAUGAAGGAGUUAACAUCUUUGUGAUAGGGAUCGGCCUAAGUAUAAACAAGGAUGAGUUAGACAUUAUUGCUAGUGAUCCUGACUCUGAUCAUGUGAUUCUUCCCAAGUCCUUUGAAGAGAUAAACACUUUGGUAGAAAACAUUCAAGAAGCCUCAUGCUACGAGCCCGCAUUGCUCGAUGAAGGAAAAGAAGUUGGUUCAAGUGUAAACGAAAAUGCAGUAAGAUAUUUCAAAUACGACUUAUUCAACAAGACGAGAAUCAAAACCCUAUUUCUAAAGACAACACUUGGUCAAGCCGAUAUUGCGGUUUCAACAAGCAACAGGAAUCCCCGAAACAAUCGCAUUAACCUGGGAUCGUGUGAACCGCAUGAAGACAAUAAACUUUCCGAUAUAAGUAGACUCUGGAAAUUAGAAGAGCUUCAAAAAGACACCUUUUGUAAUGCUACCUCUGACGGAGGAUGUACCAAGCCUCGUUUUGUUUCAAAGGAUGAGUUCAUUGAAGAAGGAAUGGUCAUUUAUGUGAAGAUGUGCUCCACCAGAUGGUUUUAUGUUUCGUUAGAAGGAAUCAAUAAGACUAAUACGUUCAAUUUAACGCUGUUCAAGGAUCUUAUUAGGACAAAGGAAAAAUUGAACAUCACAGUAGACACUUCAAGAAAUGACACUACUUUCCCCAUUCCCAAGGGGGUCUACGCAGGAGCAGCUGCAGCAGCCGUAGGAACAGCAGCGACAGUAGCUGCCGUUGUCACAUUGUCAUGCGCAAAGGAAUUUGAAGUCAAAAGUUCAGCCAAAAUCAAAAAGAAAAAAAGGAAAGAAUGCGAGACAGCGACAGACAGAAAUUGUAAUUCAACCGUUAACCAAGGGUUUCAAGAAGAUGACGAAAUACAGCCAAACACCAAAAAUCGGUCCAGUCUUACUCCUUUAAUGGAAAUUGAUGAUCUACAAAGUAAUUCAUGUAGAGGAUCCACAAAGAAAGAAACAGAUGCUGAAGUAACAAAAUCAAAGAAAUUCAAACGCGGUAAUUUUCACAGCACAGGACAAGGAAAAAGCUGCGUUGUCGAAGUGCGAGAAGAACAAAUGAUACAACAGAAUUCGUCAUGCUUAAACGAAGAUCCGCGCACGCGUAAAGUCAGUUUGGUUUCUUCCAUGAUUUAUGAUUUACAAAGGAAAGACACAUUUACAGAGACAACAGAGACAUCAACAUUUCAGAGAAGAGGCACUUCCCAACAAUGGGAUAAAUCGCGAUUGGAAAGACAAGUUACGAGUACGAACGUUUCAGUGUCCGUGUUCCAAUCAAAAUUUAAAGAGGGAAAGAUAUCAUAUGGCCAAGACAAGGUCAGAAAAAUGGGUUUAGAUACGAUGAAACGAAACUGUGACUUAUUAUUAACAGGUAUAGGCGAUACAAGAAAUGCCAAAGCCAAGCAAACGGAUUCUGUUGCACAAAAUAAGUUUAAAGACAAAAGUAAAUGUUCGGAUGAUGACCCUAAAAUUGAUAUCAAUGGAGUUACCGCUGAUGACGGCUCAGUGCAACAUUCGAAAAAGUCAAAACUUAUCCAAGAAAUGGACACAGAGACAGGAACAACCUGUUGUUUUCAGUGGCUACCGUCAUUAUCACACAACAAAGUAAAGAAGUCCACUGAGGCUGAAGACCUUUCCGAAUUGGAAAAAAAUGAAAGACGAGAAACGACGAAAGAUGAAACUGGAGAGCAUAUUCGGAACGGCGAGAAAGAAAAAGUCAGUCUCUUGUCCCGGUUAAAUUCAAAACUUACUAAGCGUAAAAUCUUGGCGGUUAUGUGUCCUUGUUUUACUUAUCUCAUACUAAAAGGUGAAAGUAAGGAAAAAGUAGCAAACGGCGAAAUGAGGCAGGAUGAUAUGCAUCGCCAAGAAAUGAGGGACAGUCGUUUUGAGCGGGAUAUGCAGAUGAGUCAGACGUUUUGCGUAUUAUUAUCACAACUUUUAUUUAUACUUGGAGCUGAUGCCAGAGACGACAAGAUUACUUGUGCGGUUGUGGCCAUCACCAUGAACUACCUUUCUCUUGUGACUCUUUGUUGGCUAAUUGUUCAAGCUCUCUACCUAUUCAACUUUACAAGAGCACGUGAAAGCGAAGAAAAACAGCACAUGAAAAAAAAACUCUAUUUCGGAGGAGCAUGGGGUUUGCCACUUUUUGCUGUAUUUUUUCUUGCCUCCAAGUACGAGACAUACAGCAAGCACCCACAUUGUUGGAUUUCAUUCGCUGAUACUGUAAGCUGGUCAGUAGCGACGCCCAUAAUUACGUUAGGAAUGGUACAAGUCAUACUAAUAAUCUUAUUGGCUAGAGCUUUAGUCACCUAUCGUAAGUCCGAUAAAACGGAGGAAAAUGAGUACAAGAAAAGCAUAAUCAAGUCUGGAAUUCAAACUGUGGUUUGCAUAACCAUCUCAGUUGUUCUAACUUGGCUUCUGGGGUCAUUGUCUUUGAACAUCGAUCGAGAUGUCUAUCACACCUUUUUCUCCAUAUUCAACGCAAUGCAGGGAGUUGCUUUCUUCCUGUUUUACGUUCUCUUAAAUGCAGAAGUCCGCCAACUAAUACUUUCUGCUUGGGAAUGGAAGAACUCUUCUGCAGUAACGCCAUUUGAUGAUCAUGAGGCCAUUGAAAUCGAAGAAGAAAAGGAAAAAGAUAAAAAGAAAGGAAAAAACAAACCAGCGGGCAAAGAAAACAGUGCCCAAGACGGAAAACAAAAGAGACUGGAGAACAAACCAAAUGAGGCUGCUAUGAGUACCAUACAGAUGGUGACCGAAGCAGCCUCCGAGAGUAAAAGUAAGAACAAAGGAAAUUCUUCGGAUACCAAGCCAGAUGUUCAGGGUAAAACACGAAAAUAUGAGGGUAUGGUUUGUGUAACUGUUGAGAGAUCACCAAGAAAGUUGCCCCCUAUAGAGCCAAACAAGAAGACCACUACGACGUCAAAAGCGACAGAGCCAAAACGAAAGGAAAAAUUCGUUGAAGAUCCAGUGCCUAAACAAAAGAUGGCAGAUGCUCCCACUUCACCGAAAAAUAAAAAUCCACGUCCAUCAUCACUGUCUGCUCAGUCAUCACGGACACCGGCUGGGAAAAAACGUGGAGUGAAGUUUGAAAUGAAAGAUGAUCUUCCCGUCGCAGGUGAGUUGUCCCAUGUCGGAAAUGAGGACGUAAGUCAGUGGCCAUAG